UUGCUUUCAAGUCCAUCACCAUCAAUUCCAUCACCAUCAAGUUUAUCACCAUCAAGUCCAUCACCAUCAAUUCCAUCACCAUCAAGUCCAUCUCCAUCAAGUCCAUCUCCAUCAAGUCCAUCACCAUCAAGUCCAUCUGCAUCAAGUUUAUCACCAUCAAUUCCAUCACCAUUAAGUUCAUCACCAUCAAGUUUAUCACCAUCAAGUCCAUCACCAUCAAGUCCAUCACCAUCAAGUCCAUCACCAUCAAGUCCAUCACCAUCAAGUCCAUCACCAUCAAGUCCAUCACCAUCAAGUCCAUCACCAUCAAGUCCAUCUCCAUCAAGUCCAUCACCAUCAAGUCCAUCAGCAUCAAGUGUAUCACCAUCAAGUCCAUCACCAUCAAAUCCAUCACCAUCAAGUCCAUCAACAUCAAGUUUAUCACCAUCAAUUCCAUCACCAUCAAGUUUAUUACCAUCAAGUCAAUCACCAUCAAGUUUAUUACCAUCAAGUUCAUCACCAUCAAUUCCAUCACCAUCAAGUCUAUCACCAUCAAUUCCAUCACCAUUAAGUUUAUCACCAUCAAGUUCAUCACCAUCAAUUCCAUCACCAUCAAGUCUAUCACCAUCAAUUCCAUCACCAUUAAAUUCAUCACCAUCAAGUUUAUUACCAUCAAGUCCCUCACCAUCAAGUCCAUCACCAUCAAGUCCAUCACCAUCAAGUCCAUCACCAUCAAGUCCAUCUGCAUCAAGUUUAUCACCAUCAAUUCCAUCACCAUUAAGUUCAUCACCAUCAAGUUUAUCACCAUCAAGUCCAUCACCAUCAAGUCCAUCACCAUCAAGUCCAUCCCCAUCAAGUCCAUCACCAUCAAGUCCAUCAGCAUCAAGUUUAUCACCAUCAAGUCCAUCACCAUCAAAUCCAUCACCAUCAAGUCCAUCAACAUCAAGUCUAUCACCAUCAAUUCCAUCACCAUUAAGUUUAUCACCAUCAAGUCCAUCACCAUGA
This is a messenger RNA of Hyla sarda, 984 nucleotides long. RefSeq lists its product as uncharacterized. Gene Ontology annotation, molecular function: nuclear receptor activity; DNA binding. Gene Ontology annotation, biological process: regulation of DNA-templated transcription. The annotation marks the transcript as partial. Gene Ontology annotation, cellular component: nucleus. NCBI's taxonomy places the organism in Eukaryota, Metazoa, Chordata, Amphibia, Anura, Hylidae. The transcript has a single exon. The record is from RefSeq and is a predicted model, not a curated record.